AUGCCUUUAGUGCAGCCAAAGAAGUCACCACGAGCGCGCUCCCAACCGCUGCCGCCGCUGUGCCCACGCCCCUCUGGCCUGGGAACCCAGCCAGUCUUCAACCUGUCCUCUCUGGACCACAGCGGCCUUUCUCCCGUGUCAGUGAUACAGCUGCCCCGCCUCAUCGCUCAGGUGGGGCCCCGGAGAGCGCUCCACGACUCCAAAUGGACCCAAAGACCUCAGCUGGUAGCGUCCGCAUUGGGCACAGAGCUCCCCGUCACACAGCGCAGUGGUCUAGAGCCAGAGCAGACGGAGCAGCCUCGCGAGAGCCAGACUUGUAGAGGCCCGGUGGGCUGCAGAAAUCCCAACAUCUCUGGUGGUCCAGUGAAUGCGGUGGAGGUCCUGCACCUGCUCAGCACUGCAGGAGCACACCACAGGGGCCCCCAAGUCUUCUACCUGCGAGAGGAGCCAGGGCCUGUCCGCAGACCAUAUGACCUCCGUUUGGUGGCGCCCUCUAAGGCCGGGUUGGAGCACUAUAUCUUCUGCCACGGCGGUGUGCUCCAUGUGACUGUGAGUGGAUACGGAGGGAUGACCAGCCUGGCGCAGUGGUACAGGGAGGCUGUCUACUGGAAUGCCCUGCACAAGAUGCCAUUUUUCAGGCUCUUCAAACUCAGGAAGGCCUUUUGCUGGUGGAGACAUCAUGUCCGCCACUGCCUCUUCCUCCAGAGCUGUGAGCACCUGCAGAGUCUCCUGCUCACAGACAGCGCCCUCUACAGAUCGGCUCUGCUUGGGUUGGCCAGAGAUGCCUUUGCCAGUUAUUUCGACAUUGUCGAUGAUUUGACCAACGGUCAUCACAUGUCCGAUUGGCAUGCGCAGCUCCACAGUGCUAAAGGUGUCCACAAAAGCAUUGUAGUAGUACUCCAUGUUGUCAUAGACAACUUGGAUGGUGGUGCAAAGAACAGUAGCAAUGCUGGUGGUCAGAUCCUUCAGAACAACAGGCAGGGUGGUCAUCUCCUCAGAGCCAGGAAGACGGAACUGGGUCUCCCUGAGCACUUUGAUGGCAGCAUCCAGGAAAGCUUGGACAUUUUUCUGGAACUCAACAAUGAAGUUGCGGAAAAAGAUGAAGAGCUGGCUGAGCUGGACGUCGUAGUUAAUGUCAGCAUUGUGCAGACUGAGAGCCAUAGGUUGCUCUGUCAGCUGCAGCAUCACUUAAAACUGUCCCAGGAGGCAAAACACUUCUGUGGGCCCAUGCACCUGCACCGGAGGCACCAACAGGAGCUGAGGAGGGAGCUGCGCAGAGCUGAACACCUCCUGAGCAAAUGGGACUCUUUUGUGCGGCUAGUGGACUACAUGACUGUGGAGACAGUGAUCACAGCCAUCCAACAAGAUGUUGCACGCUUCAGCUACAAUGUCCUGCAGCUCUCCUCCUCUCCGCUCAGCUACAUGGCCUUGGCCAGCAGGAUUUCCCUCAUCUCCGCUGUGGCAGCUUGGACGCUGAAGCUGGAGCUUUUUGUCAGUGCCACUGACCUGCCUGAAGCAGAGCCAGGAGUGAGGCUUUUAGAAGCAGCACUGGAGUUUUUCAGGGCCUCGCCACAGCAGGGACACAGUCUGAAUGGGAGUGUUCUGGCUCUUGGCUGCUCCUCUUCACUCUCUGCUCCAUCAGAGGGUUCCUGCUGCACAGAGCCUCUACAUGAGAUAUAUCUGCCCAGUGUCUCUCUGAGCUUCUUGCACAUCCUUCUGGGCUCUGCUUUCUCCUCUGUGCUCCGCUCCAUGGCUUCAGGGGCAGUGACUCAGUCCCUCACGUUUGAAACAGAGCUGAUCCUGAGUUCUCAAAGACAGCUCAGUGUGGACCCAGGACUGCACCAGUUCCAUGCUCUUCUGAGAGAUCUGAUGACUGCCAAAGACUUCCUUAUUCAGGCCUGCGACAUGUGUGAUGUCUUUGAUGGAACUUCAUCUCAGAACCUGGUUUCCAGCUGUGCCUCAGACCUGGAUUUCAUCAAACACUCCACCACUUAUAACCCAGAAAGUACGCGUGGCACUGAUCAAGAGUUUUGGUGCUGUCAGUGUGCCCAGAACCAACAGAGCCUGUUUCAGCAGCAGAACUCUGGUUUGGAGCAGCAAUCUUGGGCCCCUGGACAGUCUGGGGCCCAUGGACAGCCUGGAACCCCUGGACAGUUAGGAGCCCAAACAAAUGUCCUUGAUUUGAAUAGAGAGCUGCUUGAGUGGAGCUUCAGCAUGUAUGACUUGUCUGAGCCUAUGGGAGCAGCAGAGCACCUCAUUCAGGAGGAGCUGGACUUGGAUUGGCUGUACCACAGAUUCUCCUGGCUACUGGAGGUGUAUGAGUUUGCGGAGUCCUGGAGCCCAGAGCUGAGUGGGUCUCCCAGGGGCCCGUCUGUAAAGGGUGGAGACAUAAACAACCAGUCUGCAGAAGAUGGAGAUAUAAAAGUCCAGUCUCUGCAGGUUUAUAAGGAGCAGAUAGUCAGAGUACAUGGCUGGCUCAGCACGCUCCGCUCUGUUCCUCCAUCUGUGAAAAGCACCAAGCAGCUGUUUGUCAUCAGCUGCACUGGAAUCACACACAAGCUAGAAGAACAGCUGAAGGCCAUAGAUGGAGACCUUUUGGCGUGCCUGGUGGGAGAAGUGAGUGUGUCGUCCCAGAGGCUGAUCUCAGAGCUGGAGUGGCCUGCGUCAGACCUGCUCCUCACAAACCAGGACUUUAAACAGUACGCUGUCAAGCCUCCGACCCAGUUCACUUCGACCGGUAUGGAAGCCUCUGACCCCGCUAGCCAUGACCAGCUCGAAGAUGAUGGCAUACGACUCCGCUCUCAGCUGUCUGCUCCGUCAACCUUCAUUUGCAUUCCCAUGUCUGUAAAGCAGUGGUUCUCCCUAUGGCCUGGUCUGAAGCAGAGACUGGACUCCACUCACUUCCUCCAGUACCUCAUCAUGAGCCACUACAGAGAGCUGAGUGCAGAGGAAAAACAGCAGAGUUCACAGAUAGACCGCCUGUGGGACCACUUCCUGGAGUUGCUUCAGGGGGCGGAGAACGCGGUGUGCCAGGGCCUUCCUGUCCACAGACAAACUCUAGACCUCCUCUUUUCCUUCUCCUUCUGUGACCUCACUCAAACUGUCUCCCAGCUCUCCCACGCAGCCUACCAGGACCCUGGCCAGGACGCUGUGGAGAUGUCCUCCAGGCUCCGUGUGUUGUGGACACAUCUGCACAUACGACAGGCCAGACUGGAGCAGCUCAGCUCAGACUAUAACCUGCUACAAGAGAUACCUCAAGACCUGGACAGACUGACAAGAGUCAUACAGAAGGUUAAAGCCAGGAAGGAGCUAUGGGAGGUCCUGGCUGCUUCUGCAAAGUGGCUGGAAAUAUGGAAACCUGUGUUGUUUACUGAGAUGGAUGUGGUCCAAGCCAAACAUGAACUGGAGGAGUGGAACUGGAGAGUCCAUUCCAUCAGCAGCCACAUACCUCUGGAUGAUGCAGUUCUACACAGAGCCCUGAGUGAGCUGCAACAACAGCGCCACCAGCUGGAGGUCCUGAGCCAAAUGAAGGAGCCCUGCCUCAAACACAAGCACUGGAGGGCCAUUCUCAGAGGUGUUGGUCUGGCUCAUGUUAAAGUGCAUGAUCUGACUGUUGAGCAGCUGCUGUCCCGAAGACUAGAGCAACGUCAGCCUGUCCUGGAGAAGAUUUUCUGGGAUGCCAAAGCUGAGCACAACAUCGGGUGUGAUUUCCUAAAGCUGCAAAAGCAAUGGGCCGAGAAAGUCCUGACACUAGCACCUUUCCCUGUCAUCUCUGCAGAACCACAGGGGAAGGGAGGGUCCUGCAAGAAGCACACCUGGACACUCACAGAUAUUGAAGUCCACCUUGCACAGAUUCACUUUGAUUUGGCCAUUUUAACCAACAUGUUUAAGUCACCGUACAGUGAUGACUUCAGAGCAGAGUUGGAUGAGUGGCUACAGUUACUUCAUGAACUUGAAAAUCUCCUUCAUCUUCUUAAACGGUUCCAGCAAAUGUGGACAUUUUUGACCAAGUUGCUAAGCAGUUCAUCUAUACCCCUCUUACACACUGACUUGUUGACGCUGUUCAAACCAGUGGAUUCUAAAUUUCGGAAAGUGAUGAACCAUAUAUCUAGGGACCCUCAUGUUGUGCAUCUCGCCUCAAACCACCCAACCCAACGCCUCCUUGGUGAUGACCUUUUCAAGUUUCUCACUUCAGGGCUGUCUACAUUGGACACCAUUACCACCCAGACCAUGGAGCUGUUGGAUUCCCACCGGAGCCAGUGUUCCCGUCUGAGGUUUUUAAGUGACCGGGAAAUCGUGCUGGUAUUUUCCACACCUCCUAGCUCCUCCAUGCUCCCGAUUAUCUGCAAGCUCUUUAGAGGGGUAUACAAGCUUGAACUUACAGGCGAUGAUGUUAGCUUCGAUAGCCAAGCCACACUGGGAGUUCUAGGUCAUCUCCAGGAACGCCUUACAUUUGUAUCUCCGGUAGAACCUAGUCUCAACCCUGCGGAAUGGCUAUCUGACUUUGAAAAGCAGCUUAACUUGACCAUGGCAGAACACAUGAGAAAGUGUUCAAUUAUUAAGGAGCAGCUUGGACCUCCUAAGCAAGUUAUAUCUGAUGAUGACGGAAGACUGGUACAAACAAAGUUGUCAAAUGAUAUAGCCAAACAGAUUAAAAACACGUUAGGGUUGCUAGCGACACAUCCCAGUCAGUGCCUGGAGGUGACAGAAGAGGCUGUGUGGUGCAGUGUCAUGGAGGACGCUUUCCCAAAUGCCAUCAAAGUCAACAAACUCAAGUUCUACCUGAGAAGCAGAGUGGCAGAGCUGGGCCGUGUUAUACGGGAUAGAGCGAUGCUACAGAAAGUUAGAGGUGUGACAUCAGCUUGUGCACGCCACUUCCUCCGGGUAUUGGUCCAGAUGGCAAUGAACCAUUCUGAGAAGUUAAGCCAGCUCCACAGCAUACAGGGGCUGCUUCAUUCCUCCUUCCACUGGCUGAGCUUGUUCAAGUAUCACCUAAAUGCCCAAAGCAGCCAAGAACCUCUGUGUUUCGUUGAAGUCUUGAACCAUCGACUACAUUACGGUCACGAGUAUGUUGGGUCAGCAGACUGGAUUAUUCCACAUACUCCUUCCACAGAACGUGCUAAAUUGGGCAUUCUUUUAGCGCUAUCAAAUUUCAGGUGUGGCAUUGUCAAUGGUGCUUGCAAGAUGUCAAAGACAAAUCUCAUUGUCCAGCUAGCAAUGGCUUUAGGAAGGAUGGUUUUCAUCUUAAAGUGUUAUCCAAGCGUUAGGCGCAUCACAGUGGAGAAUUUGUUGCUAGGUUCCCUUCAGACUGGGGCCUGGCUUGUGCUGGACUGUGCAGACUUACUCUCGACAAAGGUUUCUACAAUAUUAGGGCAAGUUUUGAUUGAAAUUCAUGAGUCUUUCUUCAAAAUGACAAAUGAGAGCAAAUUUCCUUUUAAUCCUAUAUGUAAUAUUACUGUAUCUGACAAACAAGUCCCUGCUUCGUACAACUAUGGCUGUAUUAUGGUUUCAUCUACAGCACAAACACGUAUCUUUCCAGAAGAUCUCCAAGCUGCUUCUAGACCAGUUGCGUUAACCCAACCAGAUUACAAGUUCAUUGCUGAAAUCAUACUCGCAUCCAUGGGUUUUGUAGAUGCCAAGUACCUGAGCCAGCGUCUGGUCUCACUCAUCAGUUUUGCGAAGGAUUGCUCAUGUCUGCCUGGCUGUAAAACCCCAAAUGAUAGCUGCUUUUUCCUCAUCUUACAAAAUAUAAUUACCUCAUCCAAACCAUACUUGGAACAGUCUAUGAAGCAGAGAAACUUAACAGAACAGAAUGGGGCUGUGUUCACGGUUGCGCAGAGUUUAAUUGAAGAAGCUGCAAUCUGCAAAUCGAUACUUUCGGUUCUUCUUCCUUGGGCUCACGAGCUUAACAAAGCCAGAGAUUUCCAACAACUUAUCAAAGAUACGUUCCCGGUAGUUUGCCAGUUUCCAUCACUAGAACAUUAUCUUGAAGACCAUGAAAAAUCCGAAGUAAAAAACGCAAUUUUGAAAGUAUUGGAAACUAAUCAUUUACAGCCUGAUGUGGAAAUACUUAACAAUGCUCUUACAGUUUACCAACAUCUUAAAUCUGGGGAAGCAGUAAUACUCAGUGGUCCCAGUGGCAGUGGAAAGACAAGCUGCUACUCGGUUUUGGCUGGAGCUCUCAAUUUGAUGGCCACCAAAUCAGGCAAACAAGGCGUAGCAUCGAGAAGUUUUGUGAAGCCUAUAGUCUUGUUUCCAAAUUCAAUGUCUUGGGAAGAACUGCUCGGCCAUGACUGUGACCACAAAGGCUGGCAAGAUGGUGCGCUCACAACUUUCUUGAGAAACUGUGGUGAUGGUGUAGUGAACUGGCUUGUGCUGGAUGGAGAGGAACUGAGGAACCGAGCAGAGGAACCAAGCUGGGUGGACAUUAUAGCCACACUGUACCGCUCUCCUGGUGCAUUCAUGUGCUUGGCUUCAGGAGAGUACAUCAUACCUCCUCGAGAACAUCUGCGGGUCCUCCUAGAAGUGAGCGACCUAAGCACUGCCAGUCCUUCAGCCUUGACAGCGUGCAGCCUGGUCAACUUCACAGGCAUUGAGCUGUGGAAGGCGGUGUGGAAGAGUCAGAUGGACAGGUUCUACCAAAAAUAUUACUUGAACAACUUUGUGGUGGAUAUGUGGGAGAAGCUGGCUGAAGAUCUGUUCCCUGCUACGCUGCAAUUACUUGGUCAAAACUGUUUGUCACCUUCCAAGCACACAGAGUCAGGAUCUUCUAGGAGGCCUCCAGAAGGACUUCAAGAAAUCACGUCCUUUUUCCGCAUCUUAAAUGCCCUCAUCCAGCACUUUGAAGUAUGCCUAAAUGUCCACAAUCCUGAAGAGGCGGAUGGCAGAGGCAUUCCUCCACUUGGGUCCUACACAACUUGGACCAGUGUAGAAAAUAAUGUAACCAUGCUUGCGAGGAACUGUUUUUUGAUGGGCUACAUUUGGGGCUUUGGUGGACAUCUUGAUCCCAGAUUGUGGCUCCAUUUCCAGCGCAUUGUUCGCGAAGUUCUGGUAAAAAGUCGGUACCGGAUCCAGGUUCCUGAAGGAGAAAGUGUUUUUGAAUACUUUGCCACCUCUGACAGAAGUGUAUGUCUGCAGACCACAUUGCUAACCAGUCACAUCUCCCCCAAGUAUGGGGUUUAUACACACCUUCUGAACAUCAUGUUGGAGGCCAGGCAGCCGGUCCUUCUGGUAGGGGAGCCUGGCUCAGGAAAGACCACUGUGUGCAGGAGUUUGCACAGCUUCAAAAGGCCGUGUGUGGGCCUGAGUGGCAGGGGUGUCCUGGGUUCAGACCUGAUCACUGUGUUUCAGAGCACUACACCAUCCUCCACCCUGCUCCUGUUUGUGGACGAUCUACACCAGGCGGUCACUGAUACAGCCAGUACAACAUCUCCAGCUUUGGAAGUUCUGAGGCAGAGCAUGUCGACAGGGGGCGUGGUCCUGUUCCGUGACUCCGCCAUCCAGCCUGUGACCACCAAAAACAUCUCGUACCUGUGCUCCAGCUGUGCACCCCCUCACGGUUCCCCGCUCUUCCCCCGCCUCACCCAUCUCUUCUGCACUUUCACACUGCCCGCCCUAUCUGCCAACGUCAUACUAUCUCUGCACUCCCCUGGUCUGCAGCUAUGGAUGCAACCUCUACUCCCAAACCCUUCAGAAGUAGCAUCUUGUAUAGUGUUGGCUACCCACGAUCUGUAUUUAGAAUUGCAGGACCAUUUCGGGCAGUACCUCUUCUCCAUUCAUGAUUUACAGAAAGUGUUCCAAGGAAUGACUCUUUGGCAAACUAAUAAUCUCAAUAGACCUACAGCUAUGACUGAGCCAAACUCAAUCCUGCUGAACAUUGUGAAACUGUGGCUACACGAAUGCAAGCACACGUUUAUGGAUAGAUUAUGUGAACACAGACAAAGUUCAAAUCUGGAGAAAAUUAUGGUCGAUAUCACCAGAGCUCAUUUUGGGAGCAUGUUGGAACAAGCAGAAGUGUUGAAAAAUACGGAAAAUUCUCUUGGAAAAGAUCAAACUAUGGACAGUGUAAAAGGUCUCAUUUUGGAGUAUAUUAGGAAUUCAGAUGUUGUUUAUUGUCCAGAUCUGCUUGCGUUGCUAAAAUCAGAGCCAAAUAGAAGCAACUCAAGGCAGAUCACUUAUAAGGAGUAUACGGUUGAUAUUCUUACUGAGGUCCUCCAAAAUUUCCUUGACGAAAAGACUUCCAAAGUUCAUGAUGACAUUCCCUAUGACUUUCUCCGCACAUAUGUUUUGCACCCUCAAAGGGCGCGUCAGCUGGCACACAUCUUCCGUGCCCUGCUUAUACCUGGAGCUCAUGCGGUCCUCCUGGCCUCCGACAGGGGCACUGGCCGUCGAUCCACCGCCCGCUGUGCCGCGCUGCUGUCUGGGUCAGAUCUGCUGGAGGUCUAUCCGGCCAAUGAGGAGGAGCUGUCAGCAGUGCUGAAGGAGGUGGGAGACAGGAGCCGGGUGAACGGGGCGAGAGUGGUGGUUCUGGUGCAUGAGGAUGUGACCACGGCCGUGAGAGAGCACCUUCUGCUGGCCUUGGUGCAGGGCUGUCUGGGCUUGCACACACAGGAGCAGAUAAUGCAGCACGUUGCCGCAGUGACAUCCAACGGCCUGUCACAGCGCUACCAUUUGGACCAGUGGAUGUUGGACAAGUUCUUGGGCCAAACCUACAAGAACGUCCACGUGGUCAUGCUGCUGCCACACAGCUGUACAGGCCACGCCCCCUCCAGACUGUGCAGUAGCCAGAUGAAGAGAGCAGUGAGGCACAGCUGCUGUGUGGAGUUCUAUCAGCCAUGGUCCUACCAAUCUCUGCUGUUCACUGCAGACCGCUGCCUCCAGACCAGUGCAUACACAGGAGACUCAGUGAGCAGUGUAGCAGAGGCCAUGGCCCGGCUCUACCUGUGCGCCCGUUACUACACCACCUCUCUGCUCAGUUACCAGCCCUUCAGCCCAGCCACCUACCUGGAGUGUGUAGGCCACUUCUGUGAGCUGUUUGCCCUGCUACAGAGGAGAGCCCUACAACAUGCCCACCGCCUGGAGAAGAUGACCAGCGUGGCCCUGGAGAGACUGCACACACAGAGGGAGAAAGUUCAAGCCAUAGAAAAGGAGGAGGAGGCGGUUCUCAGGGCCCUCACAGAGCAGGAACAGAGGCUGCAGGACGCCCAGCGCAGCAUAGACCUAGAGGAGGUCCAGCUCGCACAGCUGGAGAAGGACAUCCAGAACACCCAACUUAAGGUGCAAGAGGCUCUGGAGUCUGGUGUGAGAAAGGUGACCAGCCUGGACCUGUGUGUGCUGGAGGAGGUGCGGGGGUACAGAGAUCCUCCUCAGCCUGUGGUCAUGGUGCUGGAUGCUGUGUCCCUGCUGUUCCACCACCCCCCAGGCUGGGACAGUGCUAAACACCUGCUCAGCCAGGAAGACUUCUUUCAGGAGCUGGAGUACUUUGACCAUUGCAGUGUGUCCACACAGCAGCUGCAGAGGUUGGGCACACUGGUGCACAGCCCUGCGUUUGACCCAGAGCUGGUGCGAGAGGCCUCUCAGGCCUGUGAGUCCCUGUGCCACUGGGUGCUGGCAGUGUAUCAGUGCUGCAGGCUACAUAAGCAUGUCGAGAAAAGCCGAUGCCUAGAGAGGGAGGCCACAGCUGCCCAAGAGCGCCUCCAUGUGGCCCGGAGACACAAGGAGGACAUAUGCCACCAGCAGAAAACACUGAAAGUGCAACUCCACAAUGUACAAGAGCGACUCUUCAGCCAAACAUCUGAGCUCCAACAGGCUGAGUAUCUGCACAGAAAGGCCACGUAUACUGUGGACAAGCUAGGGACAUAUGUGACUGUAUGGAAGGAGGACACGCAGCAGGCAGCUGUGACCCUUGCGGCCCUGCCUGGGGAUGCCCUCCUCACUGCAGCUGUCCUCUCAUACCUGGGCCCAUUCGGACCAGACACGCGAUGUGAGCUGGUGACAAAGUGGAGAGCACUGUUUGAGACGGGCAGGAUGUGUCCUGUAUCAGAGGACCCAAGGGGGCCCAUGUGUCCUCUGAGUGUCAGUGAUCCGUGUGGCUCCUCCUCUCCUCUUCUGUUUGUUUCGCCGCUCCCACAGUUGCCCCUGGCUCGGGUGCUGGGAGUGAGUGAGAGACAGCUCCAGGGGGAAGCCCUCUCCAGCCUCCUGCUCCCUCUGGUGUUCAGUACCUGCACCCACAACUGUCUGCAGCUCUGCCCUCUGCUGGUCGAUCCCCACCUCCGCUUAGACACCAGCUUGUCCCACAGCUGUUUCAGAGGAGACGACAUGAAGACCAUAAAGAACUUUGAGGUAGAGCUUUGUGCUGAUGACCAACACUUACUGGAGAAGGUGGAGCAGGCCAUGGUGACAGGGGCCCGAGUCUUGGUGAGGGCCACAGAGCGGGCACCGACCUGUCCACGGCUCCUCUCUUUACUGUCCCAGCAGCAGUUUGUCCCAUCAGGAGAGAUGCGUCACCCCAGCUUCAGUCUGGCCUUCUCCACUGCUCUUCCUAUGCACAGGUUGACCACUGAGGUGCCUGGAUCUCUCCUGUGCAGGCUGCGUGUAGUGGACCUGACCCUCAGCACACAGGAGUUAGAGAGCUUCAUGCAGACCCAUCUUCUGCCUCCAGAGGGCAGCCUUCUCCUGGGCCAGCAGCAGCUAAAGCAGAGCUUGCACCACCUCACAGAGCGGCUGAGCUCCAGAGAGGCCUCUUUGAUGGACUUCAUAGUGGAGUGUGAGGGAGCCCUGCUGGAACACCCUGGUUUUGCAGAAGAAGUGUGUGUGUUCCAUGAGGAGACCCAGGAGCUGCAGAGGGAGCUGGAGCUGGUGAAGGGUGCUCUGAGCGGGUGCUCUGGGACGCUCAGGUCCUUUCAGCCGCUCUGUGCCCUCACUGCUGCCAUGUACAGAGCUCUCCAGCAGGUGGCAGUGCUGUCCCCAGCCUACUGUUUCAGUCUGGAGCAAUUUGUGAGUGUAGUAAAGAAGGCCCUCUCAGGGAGGCCUGAACAGGGGUCCCUCUGCCCUGUGCUGGGGGUAAGGGACCUCUCUCACCAGGUGGUCUCUCAGCUGCUGCUGCACUAUGGGCCCUGUUUGUCCAGGAGCCAUGUCCAAGUCCUCAGGGUCCUGUUGUGUAUGGCUCUGCUACAGCACAGACACCUCUGCUCCCAGGCCCAGAGCCAGGCUUUCCUCCGGGGACUACAGCCCAUUGAUCAUCAUUCGGCCAUUGGGAUUGAGACCUUUCAGGCACUGCCACAGUGGGUGUCUGCACAUGUGCUUCCACAGCUGUGGCAACUGGAGCAGGUCCCUGCAUUCAGGGGCCUCCUGUGGUCCCUCAGCUCUGCUCAGGAGCAGUGGCAGGAGUAUCUGGGAGUCCCCUCGUCUGUCACAGGCCCUGUGCCCUUUGACCCCUACACACAGCUGACCCUGCUGCAGAGGGCCCUUCUCUGGAGGACCCUGAGGCCUGAGACCCUGCAGUCUGUAGCUGAGCAGAUAGCUGGGUGUCUUCUCAGUGAGGCCCUCCCCCAUGGGGCCCCACAGGCCUAUCCCCAGCUCUUACUCCCACACACCGGCCCUGUCAUCCUCACAGGGGCCCCUCACACAGGCUCUCAGCCCCUGCAACUCAUCAGGCAGCUAGCUCUCUCUGCACAGAUUUCCCUUAGAGUGGUCUGUUCCUGGGAACAAGCCUCCAUCAUCUCAGCUCUGAAAAAUGCUCCAAAUAAAGGUCUCUGGUUGGUCUUUAAGAACUGUCACUUACUGGAACAGUGGGAUCAACUGUUGCCUGAAAUAAUCCAGCUCAUUCAUCACAGAGAAGUUAAUACAAAGAUGUCAGCCUCUGAAGAGUCCCAGGGUGUCAGAAGGUGUGAGAAGCACUUUGUAGAAGAGUGCAAAGCCUCAAACAAGCCAGACCCCCAACGGCUCCAGCUCUGGUUCGUCACUCCAGAAGACAAAAUUCACCUUAUACCAUUUGUUGUCCGGCAGCAUUCCCUCGUGUUGGUUCUUGACUCCUGUGGAACAUUGAGGGAGGAGUGGGAGCGCUCCUUACAACAGCUGCAGUGUGCAUCUGCUGUCCACAGCAGGCAGUUUCUCCAGUGUUGUGCCCUCUUCCACUCGGUCCUGCUACAGAGACAAACAGGGUCCAACCACUGCUACCCCUGGACUGAGACUGACCUGAAGGUUCUAGUUGAAGCGUACAAUGGCAUCGCAGCUCUGUGCAGUGACCAGGAGGGGGCACUUCAGUACAUUGCAGUGAAUCUGGUGCACGGGGCUCAUGUGUUGGACACUGCUUACCAAGAGGAGCUCAGUAGUGUGGCCCGAGUCUACCUGCUGCGUGGCGACCACCGACAGGAUGAUGGGUCUUCUCUACUGGAGAUGUUGAAUGGAGACCCGCAGCACAGCACAAGCAGAGACGAAUGCCUGAGCCUGGGUUUUGGAGAAGACAUCACAGAAGAGGUCCUCCGGAAAAAGAGCCACAGCCUGGGCGUCCUGCUGCAGGUGUCCCAGUGUCCCCUGGGCCGCUCUGUAGGGGACAUGUCUGCUGUCUGUCCUCUGAAACACUAUGCCCAGACUGCAAGGGCCUUAGAAGCAUAUGUGAGGGCCAGAGUGGAGGCCCCAAGUGUCUCUUCCUCCUGUCCUCUACGGGUGUUCCUUGAGGGCGAGUGGGACAUCUUGAAGGACGCAGUGUCCUCUCUGGCCUCACCCGUGUUCCCGUCCUGUGAAUUUAAUCUGCAGAUCGUCCAGGAGCUUCAGAGGAGAACAGGACUGCUCAGCUCUUACCUGUGGCACCAUGACAGUACAGACAGAGCCCAGGCCUACAGACUAUCCACCUUUGCCAACCCCAUGGGCCUCCUGCUAGCCCUGAGGAGACGCUACGCCCACAUCCACGGCAAAAACAUGUGCGACACCACCCUCCACUUCCAGGUUGUCGGUGAUGAUACCAGCCCCUCAUCGCUUCCUGCAGAGGCUGUGUACCUGUGCGGCCUGGAGCUAAGAGGAGCCAAGUGGGACCCAGAACAGAGAGCCAUACGGGACACCCAGUCUGCAGGCAGCCCACUCCCCCUCCUGUGUGUCAGCCCAGGCCCAGUCCCCACAUCUCCAGGAGGCAACAUAGUCCCCCCGUACCCAGGCAACUCAAUCCCCCCAUCUCCAACAAAGUCAGUCAUCCUGUCCCCAAGCUAUCAAAUUCCCUCAUCUCCAGGAAACCCAGUCCCUGCUUCUCUAGCCAAUUCAGUGUCCCCCUCUUCAGGUACCCCUGUAAUGUUUCUGUGUCCUCUGUGCGUGCCCCCAGUCGGCCCCAACAGUCUGACUGUGGGGCAGGAGGAGGUGGUGGCCUGGGUCCCUCUUCAGUCCAGACUCUGGCCUGAGACCUGCGCCCUGAGACGGGUUCGCCUGAUCAGCAUGCUCUGA
This is a messenger RNA of Periophthalmus magnuspinnatus, 13431 nucleotides long. Its product is annotated as dynein heavy chain domain-containing protein 1-like. Gene Ontology annotation, molecular function: dynein light intermediate chain binding; ATP binding; minus-end-directed microtubule motor activity. Lineage: Eukaryota; Metazoa; Chordata; Actinopteri; Gobiiformes; Gobiidae. The record is from RefSeq and is a predicted model, not a curated record. Gene Ontology annotation, biological process: microtubule-based movement. Bases 1 to 13431 code for a protein of 4476 amino acids. Gene Ontology annotation, cellular component: dynein complex. The transcript has 47 exons.